GUUAGGACCAAUUAGGACUUAUUAUACGGUCAAACAAAAGUUUUUUAAUUUAAACUUUAUAUAAUACACAAAAUGAAUACGUUAUCAAAUAGUUUAUUUACCUUUUCAAAGUGCUUUGGCCAGAAUCCUAUCUAUUUGAGGUGGUACGUAGCAGCACAAAAGUGUAACUAUUCAAGACCAACUAGUUUCCCAGACUAUUUUCAAAACCCUAUAUUUAGAAAAGAAGAUCAAGCUCUUUUAAUUGAAAAAUCAGAACUUUCAAAAUAUGCUGCUGUGCCAGUUAAACCACCUGCAUCUUAUGAAACUUCAUCAGUGUACCAUGACCCAUUGGUCAACAAAGUCAUAAAUCAUGUUAUGGAGAUGGGCAAAAAGACAUUGGCUCGAAGUCUUGUUGAAAAAGCAUUUGAAAAUAUUAAAAGGUGGCAGAUUGAAAGAUACCACCUUGCGUCAACACCUGAGGACAAAGCCAAGAUAGUGCUGAAUCCCAAAGAGAUUCUGCACUUGGCUGUAGUCAACUGUAAACCCUUGUUACAGCUCUCACCUAUUAAAAGAGGGGGUAUCACUUACCAGGUACCAGGACCUAUUACAGAAAAAAGGUCUUUAUUCUUAGCAAUUAAAUGGCUUUUAGAGGCAACUAAUGACAAAGACAGAACAAUACAUUUUCCAGAGCAAUUUGCUAGAGAGCUUCUGGAUGCAGCCAACAAUACUGGAAAGGUUGUGAAAAGGAAGCAGGAUUUGCACAGGCAGUGUGAAGCUAAUAGGGCUUAUGCUCAUUACAGAUGGCAAUAGUCUUAGAGAGAUGUUUUAGUAAUAAAGUAUAGUUGAUCAAA
This is a messenger RNA of Plodia interpunctella (Indianmeal moth), 830 nucleotides long. RefSeq names its product mitochondrial ribosomal protein S7 (gene mRpS7). Gene Ontology annotation, biological process: ribosomal small subunit assembly; translation. Gene Ontology annotation, cellular component: ribosome; mitochondrial small ribosomal subunit. Lineage: Eukaryota; Metazoa; Arthropoda; Insecta; Lepidoptera; Pyralidae. The record is from RefSeq and is a predicted model, not a curated record. The coding region runs from base 73 to 789 and encodes 238 amino acids. Gene Ontology annotation, molecular function: structural constituent of ribosome; rRNA binding; mRNA binding. The transcript has 4 exons.